AUGGAAAAAGGAGCAAAAGAGCCUCAAACCAUGAUCCAUGCAAGUUUCCAAGUCAAGAGCAUCAAUUUAUCUCCAAGUGACAAUUCUCGCUAUCGAGCAGGAACGAAGCUUCGGAAGUUUGGCCGCGAACGGAGGGGUUCCCGACGUCAAAAAGUCACGAUCUUGAUAUUUAAAGAUAGAUACUUGAGUCAUGCAUCACGUCGAAGUGGAAUGAUGCCAUUUGGAUCAACCAUAAGGGCGGACCUUAUUUUCUACCGAGACAUGUCCGGUAAACGAGCAAACGAAGCCCAUGGAGGAUUUGGAGUGUCUAAUGGCCCGAGCAGCAGCGCCAAAGGCCUUGAUUGA
Microthlaspi erraticum is the source of this 345-nucleotide messenger RNA. The record is from the annotation of a GenBank genome assembly. NCBI's taxonomy places the organism in Eukaryota, Viridiplantae, Streptophyta, Magnoliopsida, Brassicales, Brassicaceae.